UUGUCCAGAGUGCAGUCUGCGCCAGCUUCAAUGGGGACUGCUGCUGGGUGCAGUCUCAGCCCAUCCACGUCAAGGCAUGCCCUGGGAACUACUUUGUGUACAAGUUCGUCAUGCCUCCCGGGUGCUACUUCGCCUAUUGUGCAUAUGUGUCAGCUCCCACCACAACACCAAAACCAGUCACAUCUACAGAAAUGCCAGUAGAGAACAAUCGCACCACAACAACAACACAGUCACAGGUUGCCACGACUACGCCAAAAGCAAUGUGUGGUACCUGCAGAGCGGGGAGACCUGCGUGAGCACCGAUGGGGUCACUUGGCGGUGUGAGAGGCCAGAUCAGCCUGUUUUGCUGCACCCAGAGGUAGUAUGUGGGCGGAGCCUGGUACAGGUGGGUCUCAACAGGACUAACCUGGAGGCCGCUGGUCUGGACGCCACCACCGCUAACCUGGCCGACCCCCGGUGUAACGCUCACGAAGAGCGUGGCGGCAUGGUAUGGUACCAGGUGGAGCGCAAGGAGGGCGCCUGCGGAAACACUCUGGUGACAAACGGAACGGACGCCAUCUUUUCCAACAGUUUAUUCAUCUACCACGUCCCCGACGUGUCCUUCAGCCGACCCGUGAGCGUGCCUUUCUCCUGUGCCUACCCUCUGGAAUCAGAGACCAGCCUGGAUGUGGCCAUCAAACCCUACCUGUCGCUGAAGGGUUCCAGAGUCGGUAAGGGCUCCAGAGUGGGCUCCAACAUGACUCUGUACCACAGCGACAACUUCACAAAGGCUUACCCAGCGGGCGGAGUCACCUUGCCGGUGGGUUCCGUGCUGCAUGUGGGCGUGUCCGUAGAGGAGUCCGAGACGGAGCGUUCGUGCUCUGCUCUGAGGACUGCUAUGCCACGCAGUCCCCCGACCCUAAAGACACAUGAUACUACAUCAUUCAGAACAAAUGUCCGACUGAAACCGUCAGGGGACUACCGGGAUGUCUUCCCCGACUGCAGACUGAGCCUGUGUGACCAGAGGAGCUCCUCCUGCACUCCAAUGUGCACCAAAAGGAAAUACCGCUCUGUCACCCCUCUGUCCCCUCGAACCCGUCACCAUCGGACCAAUCACCUGUGA
Messenger RNA from Oncorhynchus keta (chum salmon), 1102 nucleotides. Its product is annotated as uromodulin-like. NCBI's taxonomy places the organism in Eukaryota, Metazoa, Chordata, Actinopteri, Salmoniformes, Salmonidae. The transcript has 8 exons. Gene Ontology annotation, cellular component: cell surface; apical plasma membrane. Gene Ontology annotation, biological process: neutrophil migration. Bases 77 to 1102 code for a protein of 341 amino acids. The record is from RefSeq and is a predicted model, not a curated record.